Molecule: messenger RNA, 6236 nt
Organism: Haliotis rubra (blacklip abalone)
Lineage: Eukaryota; Metazoa; Mollusca; Gastropoda; Lepetellida; Haliotidae
Product: host cell factor 1-like
Exons: 25
Coding region: 18-4610 (1530 amino acids)
Biological process (GO): regulation of DNA-templated transcription; chromatin remodeling
Cellular component (GO): histone methyltransferase complex
Molecular function (GO): transcription coactivator activity; protein binding
Source: RefSeq, a predicted model, not a curated record
UUUGGGUAAUAUUCAAUAUGGCGGCACCCAUAUUGAAGUGGAAGCGGGUAACGAACACAACAGGGCCAGCUCCUAGGCCGCGGCAUGGCCAUCGUGCAGUUGCAAUCAAGGAUCUGAUGAUAGUUUUUGGUGGUGGUAACGAAGGAAUCGUUGACGAACUCCAUGUUUACAACACAACUACAAAUCAGUGGUUUGUGCCUGCUGUAAGAGGAGAUAUUCCACCUGGCUGUGCAGCUUAUGGCUUUGUUUGUGAUGGCACACGGAUACUGGUUUUCGGUGGCAUGGUUGAGUAUGGAAAAUACUCAAAUGAAUUGUACGAACUGCAAGCCAGCAGAUGGGAAUGGAAACGGCUGAAACCCAAGCCGCCUAAAAAUGGACCACCGCCAUGUCCCAGAUUGGGUCACAGCUUCACAUUGCUCGGUAACAGAGCUUGGCUUUUUGGAGGUCUUGCGAAUGACAGUGAAGAUCCUAAAAAUAAUAUUCCCAGAUAUCUGAAUGAUCUGUAUGCCUUGGAGCUGAAACCAAACUCCAGCCAGAUGGGUUGGGAUUUACCAGUGACUGUAGGCCAGCCUCCUCCUCCGAGGGAGUCGCACUCAUGUGCUUCAUACGCAGCGAAAGAUGGCCGCCACUCCAGACUGUUCAUAUAUGGAGGAAUGAGCGGGUGCAGACUUGGUGACUUGUGGCAGUAUGAUGUUGAUACAGUAACAUGGACGAAACCUGUGGUCCAGGGAAUCCCCCCUCUACCCCGGAGCCUCCACACAGCCACAGUUAUUGGAAACAGGAUGUUUGUGUUUGGGGGAUGGGUACCACUAGUCAUGGACGAUGUCAAAGUUGCUACACAUGAAAAAGAAUGGAAGUGCACAAACACACUGGCAUCCCUACACUUAGAUUUGAUGACGUGGGAGCCGCUGGCUAUGGAGGUGUUUGAAGAUGCUCUCCCACGUGCCCGGGCUGGUCAGUGUAGCGUGGCCAUUAACACAAGGCUCUACAUCUGGAGCGGACGAGAUGGCUAUCGUAAAGCCUGGAAUAAUCAGGUGUGCUUCAAAGAUCUGUGGUUCCUUGAGACAGAAAAGCCACCAGCACCAUCUCGAGUUCAGCUUGUACGGGCUAGCACCAAUACCCUGGAAGUCUGUUGGGGCUCGGUGCCAACCGCUGAUGCAUACCUGCUGCAGUUGCAGAAGUAUGAUCUACCCCCCUCACAAGCCAUGACCCCCACUGCAGUGCCAGUCAGCAGUGCUCUGGUCAAACCUCCCACCCCCACAGCGCCAACACCUGUGAUGAGGUCCCCCACUGCAGCCACUGGUGCAGUGAGGCCUCUAGGAGCGGCCAAUCUGGCCUCGCUCGCACUCACCGCCCCACAGACAAUCAGAGUGACUGCCACACCAAGGGUCAAGGCUCCCGUCACAAUCACACCAGUGUCUCAGGGAAUGAGGGUAGCCACGCCCCAGAUCAUCAGCGUUGGGCAGGGACAUAAAACAAUAGUAACCAGUCAGGGAGCUACAGGUCAGAUGACUGGUAUUGCUGCACUUGCUGCAGCAGCAGCAGCAACACAGAAGAUACCCGGCACUACCGGCGCUACCACAACGCCCAUGUCCGGAAUCAAGGUUGUCACACCAACCAUUGUCACACCCUCAGGGGUCAAAGUGCAAGGGAAACUCCAAGGAACAACAUUAUCACCAGGAACACAGACCAUCCGCACAAAGGGAGGUCUGCCACAAGGGGCAACCAUCGUGAAGCUGGUGACGACCCAGGCUGGCUCCAACAAACCCACUGCCAUCUUCACCAGCAACCAGUCAGGCCAGACCCCCUCCACAAUCCUUGGAAUCAGCAGUGUCCAGCCUACUUCUUCCACCAAGAAUGUGACCACAAUAAUCAAGACCAUCCCUUCCUCCAUGAUCUCAAUGGCCAAAGCCGGAGUGGCUGGCGUCACGACUACCCAUGCAGGCACCAAGACAAUCGUCAUCGCAGCACCCAGGGGCAGUGGGGGGUCACUCAACACACCUACCAAAAUAAUCACAUCAGUACCCAAACUGCGCGGCCAGGGAAAUACUCAGUUCAUCGUUGUCAGCCCCCAAGGCUCUCAAGCUUCAUCCACAGCACAGACCAUCAUUGGCAAUAAGCCUAUCACCGUCACUGCUCUUCCUUCAUCAACCGCGGGAACAUCGCCGGCCACUAAACCUGUUGUCACCAUCCUGUCAGCAGCCCAAGCUGGCGUGACAGGGUCCACUACGGCUGUCCCUGCCCACAUCUCCACCACCACCACUUCUGCCACCUCCAUCCUCUCCAGCCCCAUGGUCAAAGCAUCUACAGGCGGCACCUCAACCAUCUCACUCAUCGCCCAGCAAACCCCUGGAGACGUCCCCACAACACUUGCCACCAGGCAGAUCAUAGCCACGCCCACUCAUACCACACUGGGCAAGCAACCCAUGCAGAUCACCAUCACCCCAGUGGGCCCCAAGGUCACACCCAUCGUUGCCCCGACGAUCACCACUGUUCCUGUUCCAGUUGCUACACCUGUAGUUACAACAGAUACUCAGGCUGGGGGUGACUGUGGAAGACCUGAGGGUUGUGGGACGCCUCCUCCUGGAGACUGUGGAAGACCCGAGGGAUGUGGAACCCCACCACCUAAUGGAGACUGUGGAAGACCUGAAGGCUGUGGAACACCACCUCCCGGUGAUUGUGGAAGACCUGAAGGAUGUGGAACACCACCUCCAGGUGAUUGUGGAAGGCCUGAGGGUUGUGGAACACCACCUCCUGGUGAUUGUGGAAGACCUGAAGGAUGUGGAACACCACCUCCCGGUGAUUGUGGAAGACCAGAAGGAUGUGGAACACCACCUCCUGGUGAUUGUGGAAGGCCUGAGGGUUGUGGAACACCACCUCCUGGAGACUGUGGAAGACCUGAAGGAUGUGGAACUCCGCCUCCCGGUGAUUGCGGAAGACCUGAAGGAUGUGGAACUCCACCUCCUGGAGACUGUGGAAGACCUGAAGGAUGUGGAACACCGCCUCCCGGUGAUUGUGGAAGACCUGAAGGAUGUGGAACACCACCUCCAACAGGUGACUGUGGAAGACCUGAAGGGUGUGGAACACCACCUCCAACAGGUGACUGUGGAAGACCUGAAGGAUGUGGAACACCACCUCCAACAGGUGAUUGUGGAAGACCUGAAGGAUGUGGAACGCCACCUCCAACAGGUGAUUGUGGAAGACCUGAAGGAUGUGGAACGCCACCUCCAACAGGUGAUUGUGGCAGACCAGAAGGAUGUGGAACGCCACCUCCAGACGGAAGUGAUCAUGUUCAAGGUGAUAGUGGACCGAGUGAAGGUCAAGGUGAUAGUGGGACAUCGGAAGGGGUCACAGCCCCAGGUGAAGGUCAAGGUGAUAAUGGUGACUCUAAACCUAGUGUUGACGGAAAUCCAGGUGAACAGUCAGUUCAGCAGGAAGGUUCUCCCACACCAGCAGUUGAAUCAACUAGUCAGCCGAUGGUGAACGCUGCUCUGUUAAAUAGUGCUAUAAGUAGUGCCGGUGUCGGCAGCGUGGAGGCGCCUGUUGACGAACCCAUGGACACAACCCCAGCUGCAGCGGCUACUGAAGACAGUAGCAUCUCAGUGAAACCCGAGCCAGGCCUCCUCGCUCAGGCUCAGUCAGAAAGUGCUAUGGACACAUCUUCAACAUUUACAGGUUCAGCAGCAGGUGCUGUGUCUAGUGUUGCUGAUGUGUCAGAUCCCCUCGCAACGUUAGCGACAGCAGCUAUGUCAUCGGCGCCUGUAGCAGCAGCAGUAGUGAAACAGGAGCCAGGGACGCCGGCAAAUGGCGUCAAGACGGAACCAGAGAUUAAACAGGCUUUAGAAGCAGAUGGAUUCGGUCCACACUCGCGGCUGACGCGAUGGCUGGCCUCCGACAGGAGAUUGGUGUCCCACCAGAGCUCUCUGGAAACAGAGACCUCACUCAUUGAGGAUCGAUUCGAGGAGGCUAUGGAGGAGGAUGAGGGUAGUGGUCAGUACUGGCGCACCCGACUCAGGAGUUUCGGCCUCUCCCAGGAGGCUUUUGCUCCCACCAAGCUUACAAGUUCCGCGGUGGUGGCAGGCAUCAACGCCUGUGGCCGAGGUCCGUUCAGUGAAGUCUCAGCCUUCAAAACAUGUCUGCCAGGUUUCCCAGGGGCACCCUCGGCAAUAAAGAUCAGUAAGAGUGCGGAGGGAGCACAUUUAUCAUGGGAACCACCUCAAAACACUGCCGGAAAAAUCACUGAGUAUUCUGUCUAUUUGGCCGUCCGAAAUGCAGCGGCAGCAGAACAAAAGGCCGGAGCCCCAGCUCAGCUUGCGUUUGUGCGAGUCUACUGUGGCCCUAACCCCUCAUGUGUCGUCACCACGGCCAGUCUGGCAUCAGCUCACAUAGACUUCACCACCAAACCAGCCAUCAUCUUCCGUAUCGCAGCUAGGAACGAAAAGGGUUAUGGCCCAGCUACGCAAGUCAGGUGGCUGCAAGAUGCCUCCCAAACAGCAAUGGCAGGUGGGAAAAUAGCCGUGAAGAGAGUCAGCUCGGAUGGCAAACCCACCAUCACAAUCACUGGUGCAGCUAUUAAGAAAAUCAAAACUGAAGAGGAAGGACAGAGCUAAGGGGAAUUCUCAUGGCCCGCUAGUGGUCAGUACUGAUGCACAUCUUCUACUCUCAACAAAUACUAACUCAAGAUAUGCUGCCAAAUGGGAGUCAAAGACUUCGGAAAUAAUGAAUCUACAGGGAACCUGUCAGGAAAGUGAGCCGUCAUUCAAGCCCAGCUGAGAGCUAUUGUUCAAGGAAAACUAAGGAAUGGACUUAAACUUGAAAAAAUGGUCACAUCAGUUGAGACGGUACUGUUCGGUUGAAAUUCGACUAAAGUGCAUUAUAAAUGCAUGUUGGGUGUAUGUGUAUUUGUUAAAUGUUUUCAGAAAACAUUGUACAUGUGAAUACCAGCUGAUGAUGUCGGACGACGGCACCGUCAGCGCCCCUAGUGACACUGUCUCUGUAGUACACCUCCCAAGGUAGCGACACGUGAACUUGUGCAUCAUUUUUUUUCAUUUUCAUAUUCAUUUGUAAAUGAUUCCACUGUCAUCUUUGUUACGACUUUCAUCUGUUACAUACUGUUUACACACACAACACAGUGGGUAUUGUAAAUAUCAGAGCGAAAUGUACAUCAGUUGAGAAACCUUCAUCCUCAUCGCAUACAGACAACACCACGACUCAUCUUGGAGUUGCCAGUCGCCUGGUCUUUUGUUUACAAUAUUCACUAGUUGGUAUGUUCACUUCUAGGAUAGUGCAAGCCUUGCAGCAACUAGACUGCUUCAAGGCGUUUGUUAAAGAUAGUCUUUGUUAGUUCCCAUUCAUGUAUAUUGGCUCAUUGUGUACAUGUAUUUGAAAUGUUUAUUACAGCUUUUUCAGAGUAUUCAUUUGCUUCAUGAUGGAGUAAACAUCACGGAGAAACGAUCUGGAUUGAAAGGCAGCCUUGGGGGAAAAGAGUUGGGAGCAUAAACUUGAUAACAUGAAACUUUCUAGUUGUAUUUUCCAUAAAAUCUUUGAGUUUGACAAGGCCAUCAAGGAUGACCAGCUAUGUCAACUGUUCAAAGUUAUGCUGAUUUCUAUGCUGUCUCAUUUAAGAUUUUUCGUCUGUCUUCAUUGUUCAAGAAUAUCAUCAGUAUUUCUCGCUGAUGAUGAUUGCUGGAAAAGUUUUACAGUAUGAUGAUUGUCAAGAUGACAUAUCAAUAUACUUUUAUUAAAAUAUCUUGGGAUUAUAUUUUUUGAAGAGCAUGGGUUUUCAUAAUGAAGUUAUAUGACAGAUUAAGAUUCUUCUGUUUCUUGAUUUGUGCUUGUGUACUGCUGAGAAUUAGGAUAGUGCAGAGUUUUUCCAAAACUGGAACUAAGGAACAUUCAAAAGAGGGAAUGGUGUGAAAUUGAAGGUUUUAUCUGAAAUGUGGAAAGGGAAUAUGUUAUACAGUUUAACCACUGCAUGCUGAAAAAAAUAUGUCAUAUUCUUGGUUCUUUGGCAAAUGUCUAUUGGCAAACAUUUUCAACUAGAUCCUUUUGCCAGAGAAUCAAUUUUAAGAAUAUUUUUUUAAGUUCAAGAGGGAUUAGUUUCAUUUUGUAAAUAUAUGAUUGUAAAUGAGUGCCAGAAAACUUUUAAAUAUUGUACAAAUCUUUCAUGGAACAGGAUUUUUGUUGACAUGGAAAUGGUUUGGUUACUCAUCAAAAUAAACCGUGUUCAAAAUUUC